ACGUAAUAUCUAGUAUCUACAUAUUUAAUAUUUUUACUGAUUUCGAAAUAAAGUGCGAAUAUAAUAUACAUAAGCUUACAUACAAAUACAAGGUAUUAAAUAAACAUGCCGUUACCUCCUGCACUCGCUGCGCGUCUAGCUAAACGAGGCUUAAUAAGACCAAACACAAACAAGGAUGUGUUAAGUGAGUCUCCUCAGACACAAGUAAAUGAAGAAAUUAUUGCAGAAGAUUACGAUAAUAAACCUGAUGAAGUAAGCUCCAAGGAACAUUUUUGGGAAGGAAUCGAAGGUGUAAAUGUCGAUCCCAUUAGAGGCCACAAGGGAUGCCCUAACAAAAGUAAUAUUUAUCAUGAAUGUUCCAAAUUUUGUGUUAAAACGUGGAAACAAGGGAAAUUUACACCGAGUGAAAAGUAUUUGGAAUUAAAGAAAAAAGUAUUAGAAAUUUGGCCGUUGCCACCCGGUUGGGAAGAAGUAUAUGACGAAGGAACUGGUCAUUGUUAUUUCUGGAAUGUUCACAACAACAUUGUUUCCUGGUUACCGCCGACACAUCCUCGAGCUGUGCCAAGUGAAUGUGCUGCACAUUUACGUGAAGAACGAUUAUUGAGAGAAGGGGAUGAGAGUGAUGAUAGCAGUGAGGCGUCUGAUCAGGAGGUACCGCAACAACAUUACAAAGAGAAAAGACAAGAGCGUAAAGAGCGAGACAGAGAAAUGGUACAUCAUAGAGAUAAAAGGAGACAUAGAGUCCGAGACAAUGAUUUGGACCCAAUGGACCCUGCUUCAUACUCUGAUAUUCCUAGGGGUAACUGGACGGCAGGUUUAGACGCUCAUGCUAAAACUGGAGUUGAUUCAACUGCUUCAGGAUCAUUGUAUCAGAUGAGGCCUUAUCCAGCACCAGGAGCAAUUCUUGCUGCUAAUGCUAAACAAAUUUCACCACCUCCUUCUCCACAUUAAAUAAACUUCCUUAAUGUGCAACUAUAUAAGUAAUUUAAUUAUAUUUGUUUUUUAAAUAAAGGAUUUAUAAGUC
Messenger RNA from Vanessa tameamea, 1024 nucleotides. It is a transcript of the gene PQBP1, whose product is annotated as polyglutamine-binding protein 1. Gene Ontology annotation, molecular function: ribonucleoprotein complex binding; protein binding. Gene Ontology annotation, cellular component: cytoplasm; nuclear body. Gene Ontology annotation, biological process: alternative mRNA splicing, via spliceosome. Lineage: Eukaryota; Metazoa; Arthropoda; Insecta; Lepidoptera; Nymphalidae. The record is from RefSeq and is a predicted model, not a curated record. The coding region runs from base 106 to 951 and encodes 281 amino acids. The transcript has a single exon.